Molecule: messenger RNA, 938 nt
Organism: Pyrus x bretschneideri (Chinese white pear)
Lineage: Eukaryota; Viridiplantae; Streptophyta; Magnoliopsida; Rosales; Rosaceae
Product: germin-like protein subfamily 1 member 20
Exons: 1
Cellular component (GO): cell wall
Molecular function (GO): manganese ion binding
Source: RefSeq, a predicted model, not a curated record
UGCAAGCGAAUCUUAGAAAAGCACUUCACAUACUUCCUCCAAGAAACACAUAAUAAAUACUUUCAUUUCUUUGUAGUGCAAGCAGUGUUUGUGAAUGGGAAAUUCUGCAAGGACCCAAAGCUUGUCGCUGCAAAUGAUUUUUUCUUUACCGGCCUCCAAGUCCCGAAAAGCACAGCGAAUCCAGUUGGUUCGACAGUGACAGCGGUGAACGUGGAUAACCUAGCAGGACUGAACACUCUCGGCAUAUCCCUGGCUCGGAUAGACUUUGCACCAAAUGGCCUAAACCCUCCUCAUACUCACCCUCGUGGCUCCGAAAUUCUUGUAGUCUUGGAAGGUACACUCUACGUUGGCUUCGUCACGUCAAACGCCGAUAAUAAUCGGCUAAUCACCAAAGUGUUGAACAAGGGAGAUGUGUUUGUGUUCCCGAUUGGUCUCAUUCACUUCCAACUCAAUGUCGGAUUCGGAAAAGCAGUAGCGACUGCUGGACUUAGCAGCCAAAACCCAGGAGUGAUCACCAUAGCAGAUGCAGUGUUUGGAUCCAAGCCUCCCAUCAAUCCUGAUGUUCUAGCCAAGGCCUUCCAAGUGGACAACAAGCUGGUUGAUUAUCUUCAGAAACAGUAUUGGUACGCCAACAAUUGAUAACGAAGAACUAUCUGUGAAAAUUAAGGAGGAAAAGGCCAUUCGGAACGAUCCAUGUAUGCUUGGUCGGAUGUGCUAAUUAAGUUGGCCAAUAUAUAAAUUGAAUAAGAUGGUUAAUGCUUAUGUAUACCUAACCCUUUUGUGAAUUUUGAUAUGAUACGAUAUUAUAUAUGGUAUGUUCUGAUGUGCGCUGUCUCUUAAAUCUCUUUUAACUUUGACAAGUUAAGGAAAUUCUUCCCAUACCUCAUAUUUCAAUGAUUCGGAACAAUUUAUAGUUGGCUAUACUUGCAUUUUCCCCU